AACAAAAACCAAAUAAAACUGACUGAUCGAGCAACUGCUAGAAGAAAAUUACUAAAUACACUCACAGCUCACUUCCCCAGUUUCCCGCACGCUCACAUCCUCACACGCACAAUGUUCUCUCUCUCUCUCUCUCUCUCUCUCUCUGAAGCAGUGCUUGUGAAUCUCUGAGCCUAAAUAUUCUCGCAGGCUUUGGAGUUUGGUGACGAAGUAAAAAAGGUCGAGGACAUUGGGAUUACGAGGCCGAUUUUUUUUGUUUUUUCACUCUCCGCUUGGUCUUAGCCUUGCGUGCCUCUCUCUCUCUCUCUCUUCAACUUGUUCUUCUUCUCUAAUAGCUGAUCUCUUAUACUUAUUUUUUUUCCCUGCGUUCACAUUCUAAUGGAGCACCGACACGUAACUCUUCGUCUUCUUUGAGGAGGUCGUCUUGGUUUCCGUCAAUGGCCUUUUUUUUUUUUUUCCUGACUCUUGCUUCUCUGCAUUGUCAAGAUUGAUACUCUGAUGUGCAACUGACAAGAAUAUUAGGAGCGUCUUCGUUGCAAGUUCUUGCAAGCUCAAGAAACUGAUACACUACAACAACACGAGUCUCCAAAGCCUACUCUAUCAAUUGCAUAUCAUUGAAAGCCCAAAAGGAACAUAAGCAAGCAACAAUCUCUAGGGAGUUUGGGGUAUGUUGCCACAGCAAUACAAGUUUAAACCUAAUAUGUCAUAUGCUGAUCUCCAUCUUGAAAUUACAAAAAAUGUAAAAGAUAUCCCACAGAAAACUGCUGGGGAUCAUCAAAAGCAACAGCUUGGUGGAAAGGCAGUUAAUGAAGAAGAGCUUGUUAAGUACAUGUCAAAAUUGCCAAGUUAUCUGGAGAGAGGAGAAAAGUUACAGGAGAAAGUUUUGAAUGUUGGGGUCCUUGACUGGGGACGCCUAGAAAAAUGGCAGUAUAGCCAUAAGCAAAUACCAUAUAAACGUAGCGGGUUUUCGGCACCCAGUAGUAAUACAUCCCCGUCUUUCUCAACAGAUGGAUCGUCUAGCUUUUCGAGCAGAGGGCAUAGCUGCUCUCCUGCGCAUCAAAGGAUACACCGUCCUUCACUCCAAUUUCAUCUGAUGGCAUCUCCUAUAGAAGGGCAUUCUCAAGUUGUCAAUUCCUUUGGAGAAGGUGUUGGAAAGAUUCAAGAUAUUAAAACUUCUGAGAGUAACACCUUGAAUGGGCAGGAAAAGUUUAUGAGCACAGCUCCAGCUUUUUACAAAAACCGAACAGAUGUAAAGCUGGAAGAAUGCAAGCAAAGUUACUCAGAGACAAUGCCUGGUCCAGGAACUGGAACGUUGCAAAACAUCUCAAGUGGUGAGAUGCCCUCAUGUCAAAAGGUAAAGUUGAAGUGUCAAGAUGGUGAAUUUACAAAGAGAGAGGAAAAUCUGCACAAGCCCUAUCUUAAAAAUGUGAAACAAGAUGUCCCUGAAGGAUGCAAAACAGUUGUUCUCCUUUUGCCUAGAAGUCGCAUGGAAAGUAGUCAUUCUGGUAUGUCUUACAAUCCUAAUGCAGCUCCGUUCUGUGGCCGAAGAUCAGCAGAAGCAUCUAGAAGAAGCUUUUCAGAUAGACGUGUCCAUGCCGAUCUGAAUUCUAAUAUCCCACACUCGUGCCCACUUCCUAGGGAAGUUAGCAGUGAAGAGUCUCAGGUAAAAAAGCCCAGCUCCGUAGAUGCAGCACAGCUCAAUUUUUCAUCUGUUUCAUCUGACUCAGAAUUACAGUUGAGGAAAAUGGCAAAGAAUCCAUCCAAAGAUAGAAGUUCAGAAGAGAAAAAAUCAACAACAAUACCCUCAUGUUUGCUGCCAAAUGAGCCUUCCAAAGUGUUAGAUCCAAAACCAAGCAAGGCUGAAAAACCACGAAGUACUUCACCAUUUUGUCGAUUUAGCAGUGCAGUGGGCAAGACAGGUAAAAGUUCCGGUGUAAAAGAUGUUUCAGAUAUUCAUAACCUGCGAUCGAUGGAUGUUUCUGCGAAAUCUGGUUCAGAGAAUGUCAUGGCUUCUGUUUGCUUGGAUGCUUCAAGCAAUGACAAACCCACUGCUACUAGCAGAGCCAGGUCCAGUCCUCUGAGGCGGUUACUAGAACCACUACUGAAGCCAAAGGCAGAGAACAGUGGCCGCUCAGUAGUAGACCCAUUAGAGAGGCGCUCAGUAUCUAGAGAGAGGGCUUGCAAAUCAUUGGAUGGGCAACCUGGUUCCUCUGCUGUGCAGUCAGGGAAAGUAAAAUUAGACAUGAUUGGUUGUAAGACGAUUAACGUCAAUAAUACAGCCAAGGAUAAGAAGGAUGGACCUCGAUCAGCAGUUCAAGCUCUCUUGAGAGUGGUAGUUAAGAAUGGCUUACCUCUGUUAACAUUUGCAGUUGACAAAGAGAGUGACAUCCUUGCUGCCACAAUGAAGAGGUUAAAUCCCACGGUAAUGGAUGAUUAUAGCUGCAUGUAUACGUUCUUUACCAUUAGAGAAGUCAAGAAAAAGAAUGGCAGUUGGAUAAAUCAAGGAGGGAAAGGAAAAGCUCAUGAUUACAUCCAUAAUGUUGUUGCACAAAUGAAGGUUUCUGAUUCACAGAUGUCUAAUUUGACUCCACAGAAUCAGUUAAGCAUGAGAGAAUUUGUUUUAUUUUCUGUGGACCUGAGACAAGCAGAUAAUCAAACCUCGGUCUUCCAGCCAAAUGAUGAGCUUGCAGCUAUAGUAGUCAAAAUCCUGAGAAAGAUCAUUCCAAGUUCCAUAAAACAUGAGCACCAUAACAAUAACCAUAACUUGUCUCGGGAAAAUCUGAAAGACUAUUCCUCAGGGAGGGAUUAUCACCCAAAUUCAGGGGAGAAUGUACGGAGUCAGAACUUUCUUAGCAGUCAAGAUUUUGUUAACACAACAGUAAUACUUCCAAGUGGUAUUCAUAGUCUACCCAGUAAAGGAGGACCAUCGUCACUGAUCGAACGUUGGAAUACAGGUGGAUCAUGUGAUUGUGGGGGUUGGGACUUGGGAUGCAAACUCAGGAUUCUUGCCGAUCAGAAUCAAGUCCUUAAGAAAUUAAGUUCACCCAGGGGUUCCCCAAUCACUGAUAGAGUAGAGCUUUAUCCUGAGGGAGGAGCGCAAGAAAACCAGCCUCUUUUCUGUUUGGCUCCAUUCAAGGAUGGUGUCUAUUCAGUUGAGUUCAGUUCUUCACUCUCAAAUUUACAAGCAUUCUCCAUUUGUAUAGCAGUGUUAGAUAGUAGGAAUCUACGUGAGCUUUUAGAAUCAUGCAACACAUAUGAAGAAAAAACUUAUGUGGAAACCAUGUCAGUUCAAAAUUCCGGAAUAUGUACUGCUACUCAAAUCGAAGGGGAGGCUCCUAGAUAUGUCUCAUAUCCACCUCUUUCUCCGGUUGGCAGGGUCUAGCUUUGGUGAAAAAUGAUCUCAUAGUAGUAUUAUAUUUCUGAUGAUCGAUAUGUUUUGCAGCCAAAUGAAAGUUUUACCUUUAAAACCUGUGAUGUCCGCCCUGGAUAGGAAAAGGUAGGUGGAGAUCAAAAUCCAUAUAUUACUUUUUAAGUUUAGACCAAAUAAAUAACGUCGAAUGUAUCAAUUGUAUUAUUUAGAGAAAACUGUCUUCAUCAUAUUAAGUGUGCAUAUAGUGAGUGAAUGUAUAUUUUCUUUCAGCCCUAA
Messenger RNA from Ziziphus jujuba (common jujube), 3643 nucleotides. RefSeq lists its product as uncharacterized. The record is from RefSeq and is a predicted model, not a curated record. Lineage: Eukaryota; Viridiplantae; Streptophyta; Magnoliopsida; Rosales; Rhamnaceae. Bases 665 to 3379 code for a protein of 904 amino acids. The transcript is spliced from 3 exons.